Molecule: messenger RNA, 3931 nt
Organism: Fopius arisanus
Lineage: Eukaryota; Metazoa; Arthropoda; Insecta; Hymenoptera; Braconidae
Gene: Frmd5
Product: FERM domain containing
Exons: 12
Coding region: 647-3067 (806 amino acids)
Cellular component (GO): cytoskeleton
Molecular function (GO): cytoskeletal protein binding
Source: RefSeq, a predicted model, not a curated record
CAAAACGUCAAAACGGCAAAACGGAGCAAAUGGCGAGUGGCUCUUCCAAGUCUGACACAGGGAAUACGCGAUAGUGAGCUGGAUCGGUAAAUGAGACAGACUGUUGUCUCUCCAGGUUGAAAAAUACAGGUACAAUAAAUCCCGGUGAUGCUUGAUGCGUGAAGUACUCUCAGUGACACUCCAUGCAUAGAGACAUUAUCAUUGUUUAUAUUUUUUUUCAAACCGAUGGCGCACCACCAAUGACGAAAGUUCAUUCGAAAUUAUACCGGAGUGGAGAAUUGGUUUAGUGUUUUCCUCGGACUAUGCAUCGUCGGGUUUAUUCGUACGAGGGAUCCGUAGUCACGUCGAUAGUCGAUACCCUGGGCUUCGGAGAGUAACACAGUGGCCCGGUCGCGUGUCCUCGUUGUCAAACCAACGGCCCUCAAACCUCCCAACUUCCUCCCAACUUCCCUACCAUAACACCCACAUCAUCAAAUUCAAAGUCUUCAUUCCUGUCAUCCUCAUCUGUGUUUCUUUUAUUUUUUUUUUCUCUACUCUUUACGUCUAGUUUUAUUGUUUUAUAUUCUUGUGAUCAAGUGUGUGGUGCUGCGGUGGAGUGAGGGAUGAGGGCCGGGGGGAUAAUUCGGGUGACGACUUCAGGGCAGAAAUGUUGAAGUUUGGCAGUAAAAACGACGUUACUGUGGUGCAUCGCGCCACUAUUCGAUUACUCGACGACGCCGAAAUUAUCCACUGUGACUUUCAGCCCCAGCACAAAGGAAGGUACAUACUCGAGUAUGUGUGCAAACAACUCAACAUCAUCGAGACGGAUUACUUUGGGCUGCGUUACGUGGACCACUGCAGGCAGAGGCAUUGGCUGGACCUGGCUAAAACAGCGAUCAAGCAAGUAAAAGAUAUGGAGCCAAUUCUGUUCAGUUUUCGUGUUAAAUUCUACCCACCCGAUCCUCUGAGGCUCAAGGAGGAGAUUACGAGAUAUCAGAUUUAUCAGCAGUUAAAGAGAGAUCUAUUGCACGGGAGAUUGUACUGCAGUCCUGGUGAAGCAGCGCUGCUGGCAGCCUGUAUACUCCACAACGAGCUUGGCGAGUAUGAUCCUGAAAUUCAUGUUGGUAACUACAUGUCUGAGCACAAGCUAUUGCUGAAGCAGACUGAGAGCAUCGAGGAAAAAGCUAUGGAGCUUCAUCAGACACAGCUGAAGACAUUCACCGCUGAACAGGCGGAAAUACAUUUUCUCAGACUCGCUGCUCAACUCGACACGUAUGCGGUCGAUCCACAUCCUGUCAAGGAUCAUAAAGGAACUCAACUCUAUGUAGGAAUAAAUCAUCAUGGAAUUCUGACAUUCCAGGGCUCAAGAAAAACUAAUCAUUUUCGGUGGUCGGAAGUUCAAAAAAUCAAUUACGAAGGGAAAAUGUUUAUUGUUCAUUUAACUAUCCAUGAGGACUUGAGGACGAAGAAGAAACACACUGUCGGCUUCAAGUGCCCAACUGGAUCAAACUGCCGCCACGUAUGGAGAUGUGCAAUCGAGCAAAUGUUGUUUUUCACUUUACCGAGAGCCUCUGAUGCUCCGGUAGUUAGUGGAGGUUCAAUAUUCUCGUGGGGCACAAAAUUCAAAUACACUGGUAGAACAGAGCGUGAAGUACUUGAGGAAACGGCAGCAGCGGCUUCAGCGGGUUCCGCCGAGGCGUCAUCGUUGCGUGGAAAAGGAGACACACCGGUCCAACGCUGUCAAACAACAGGACUCAGGAGAAAAGCAAGUAGUGUACCAGCUACACCGAGUACACCCAGCCAAGAUCUCAUUGAAAUUCGGUACUCGAGUUUACCCCGAAGCUGUCAUAGUGCAGGACUUGACGGUGCUGGUAUGUCUGAAUCAGGCUCGACGUGCCCUGGCAUUGGGGUACCACUGAGCUCACCCUACUGUCCCGAUAAUACGUUACCACUGCUCGAGACUGUAUCCGAGGACCAAGAAAUUUAUGCCAAAAGGAAUAAUGCAUUAGACGAAAAUGAAAAAACGCAUGCGAGUGCCCACUACACCACCACCACCUCAAAUCAAAUGAAAAAAGUGAAAUUUCCAAAGAGCACGUACGAUCGUCCGCAGACUCUGUACAGUCAAAAAAUAGUCAUUGGAUCGGACGAAUUAAUAGGAAGAAAUAUAGAUAAAGUUGUUCGACAAAAGAUCGAUUCACUGGAGAAGAGUCCCAAAGUGGUGAGAUCAACAGCAUUGAUAAUAAAGACAUCUAGAACCCCCGUGAAGCCGACAAAUAGCAUAAUAAAACCAGGGAAUAUCACCUCGGAAAUAAAAACAUACACAACAACCAUUCACAACAAGCCUUGUGAGACAGGAGUUAAAUCUGUAAGCCUUGCACCACUACCACCCACCAUUCCACCUCGAGUCAAGGUCCAGGCAAUCUCAUUGGAUGUGUCAGAUGCACCAGAAAUGUCCAAGUGUCCAAUGACCAUAAAAAAUGAUAACGAUGAGGUGAUUGGAAAGCCUGCAGUGAAUGGAAAUGCAACAUCAGGAAGAUCCAUAACUCGACCAAUGGCAUUUGCCCUGGCAAUGGCAUCAGCUGCAGCUGCUGCUGUAUCGUCAAAUGUACGUGGUACUACAGCAAUGACACCCAUCACAAUCGAUGAUAACACCAACAAAAAUGGACACGACACGUCAGUGGGAGGACCAGGUGAUGGAGAUACGAAUGAUUACUUCUUCAGGGACUCGUUCGAUCAUUCGUCCUCGGAGAGCCAGCUGGUCGAUGGUAUUGGAAAUCCUCACAGUAGAAGUUUAACGCCAGUACCCAAGAUGCAGAAAUUGCAGAAUACGAAAUUGUGUCUGCAACCAGUUGGCAGCAGAACGAUCAUUGGCAGGGCUAAGGCACUCAGGGGUAUACGUAUUGUACGUAUGUUUGUCUCGGCAUUUGUGUUGACUGUCACAAUGCUCUUUAUCGUUAUUGUACUUGUCUUUGAGACGGAGUCAACUGUAUUUGACAGUUUACGUAAAACACCGGAAAUGGUUGCAUUCAAGAGUCAGUACUAUGUGCCCAUCAGGGAAUUUCUGAGGACCAAACUUGGCCUAUUCUGAUUAUCCGAUUGGCCGAUUACGAGACAUUGGUUAAUUGCUCGUAGUUGCUUAUUCGAUGGGGAUUUUGUGUGAUGGGGUUCUGUAAGGAGAUAAGAUUGACCUUUUUCUACAAUCUUUUGCAACAUGAGUUUUUCAAUUGAAAUCGCCAGGAAAUGCCACUUAUCUCCUUAUUCCACUCAAGUACAAAAUUUUUAUGAUGCUUUUUUUUUGGCUUUUGAAGAGUUUUCUGAUUGAAAUUUAACAGUGCCAAGAUGAAAGCCGAGGUGAGUCGAGAAAAUUUUGUUAUUGCUGGUAGACUUCCGGAUUCUCGAGUAAGGGAAUUUUUUUUUUUCAUUUUGUUAUUCGAGGCCUAUCUCCAAUGGAUAGAUUUUAUUAGAAAAACAAAGUUGUAAAAGCAGUCGUGUGGUACUACUUUCUAAGCUGUUGGUAUUGGGAAAAUAAUAAAAAGCUGGCGAAGAUACGGGGGAUGCAACAAAAAAUAUAAAACGAAAAUGUAACCUAGGCAGAGUUAAAUAUUUUAUCACGGGGAGCAGGAGAUAUUACACCUAUACGUCUAUAGGUGUGGAACUGGUUAGAUUCUAGGAGACAAAAACACAGAAAAUAGACAAACCGAAAGGUCGGAUGACUCUUCUCCCGUUUCAACCAAAUGAAAAAUAAAACAGAGCAAAAUAAAGCAACUCAUCCUGUUUUCAGUGUAGCAUAAUCUAUAGGUGAAUAAAAAAAAAAGUUCUGAAUGUGUGUGCGAGGGGGAGGAAGGAAUACUGAAUCGUAAUCUUUGUCGUGCUAAAAAUUCGUGUCUUUGCUGUGCGAAAAAGUGUCGCAAGAUCGUGAGAGAUAACACUCUCGAUUAAAAUUUUUCGCACA